Molecule: messenger RNA, 1467 nt
Organism: Aspergillus alliaceus
Lineage: Eukaryota; Fungi; Ascomycota; Eurotiomycetes; Eurotiales; Aspergillaceae
Product: WD40 repeat domain-containing protein
Exons: 2
Coding region: 120-1439 (439 amino acids)
Molecular function (GO): protein binding
Source: RefSeq, a predicted model, not a curated record
CCCACAGGCCCACAUCGUCAUGGCUCCUUUAUUAACAAACAGACAGGCCGAGGAGCUGUGAGUAUGUCCUAUGCUAGCUGGUGCUGGCUGAAGCUAAAUUUGCGUGCAGACACAAGUCAAUGAUAGCAUAUUUACUGGCGAAUGAACUACCGGACACGGCCGCUGCACUCAGGAGAGAGGUGAACUUAGGGGAUGAUGCUUUUGAUGCAACUACAGCGAAAAGGUACGAAGGAAUGCUGGAGAAAAAAUGGACAAGCAUUGCCCGCUUACAGAAAAAGAUAAUGGAGCUUGAGUCCAGAAAUGCGACACUCCAAUCCGAGCUCGAUAACACAACGCCCGCCUCCCGAUUAAAACGCAACCAAGAUCCAACUUCUUGGCUCCCUACUACUGCGCGCUAUUCAUUAGAGUCUCAUCGAGAUAAAAUAAAUUGCGUUGCUUUCCACCCAACAUUUUCUUCCAUUGCCUCCGGCUCCGACGACUGCACGAUCAAAAUAUGGGAUUGGGAACUCGGGGAACUUGAGCGGACCCUGAAGGGCCAUACAAGAGCAGUCCGGGAUAUCGACUACGGCGGCCCGCGGGAUAAUGCCCUUCUGGCAUCCUGCAGCUCCGACCUGUCUAUUAAAAUCUGGGAUCCGGCCGAUAAUUAUAAGAAUAUCCGGACCCUGCAAGGCCAUGAUCAUAUCGUCAGCGCGGUUCGUUUUAUACCAUCGGGAAACUUGCUUGUUAGUGCAAGCCGAGACACGGACAUGAGAGUCUGGGACGUCACAACCGGGUUUUGUGUGAAGACCAUCAAGGGCCAUACCGACUGGGUGCGGGAUAUUUGCCUCUCGUCUGAUGCGAGGUUCCUUCUCUCUACUGGACAUGAUAUGACCUCUCGCUUAUGGGAUAUCUCUACAAUAUCGAAUAUAGAACAUGUACGAACGAUGGUUGGCCAUGAGAACUACAAUGAAUGCUGUGCGCUCGCACCUCCUACCUCCUAUCAGUUCCUCGCCCCCUUGGCCGGACUAGGGAAACGUCCGUCUGCAAACAGCACCGACUUUAUGGCUACGGGGUCGCGGGACAAAACCAUCAAAAUAUGGGAUACUCGCGGGACCUGUCUCAUGACGCUAGUGGGUCAUGAUAGCUGGGUUCAGGCUCUUGUCUUUCAUCCUGGGGGAAAGUAUCUCCUUUCGGUAUCGGAUGACAAGACACUAAGAUGCUGGGACUUGAGCCAACAGGGAAAGUGCGUGAAGACGCUCGACGCUCAUGAAAGCUUUGUCACCUGUCUCCGAUGGGCUCCAGGAGUGACCAAGAAUAGUGUGUCGGGCGUAGAUAGCAGCGCAACCGAUGGGAAAGGGAGCGACAAAGAAUCAAGGAACGGGGCUGGUGGUGAGAGUAAAAUGCGCUGUGUGGUCGCAACGGGGGGGUGGGAUCGGAAGCUCAAGAUCUUUGCCGGUUGAAAAUGAUUAGGAGGGGGAGGAUAAGAUC